This is a messenger RNA of Ilex paraguariensis (yerba mate), 756 nucleotides long. The record is from the annotation of a GenBank genome assembly. NCBI's taxonomy places the organism in Eukaryota, Viridiplantae, Streptophyta, Magnoliopsida, Aquifoliales, Aquifoliaceae.
AUGCAUAAUGGGUCCUCUGCUGAUCUUACUUUAGACAAAUCCUCUGGGUCUGGAUUGGCCUCAAAGAACAGAUAUUACUAUGGAUUUUUCAGUGCUGCAAUAAAGCUCCCAGCAGGUUUUACAUCUGGAGUUGUAGUGGCCUUUUAUUUGUCUAAUGCAGAUCUUUACCCACACAACCACGAUGAGAUUGACUUUGAAUUGCUUGGUCAUGAGAAGGGAAGAGACUGGGUCCUGCAAACAAAUAUGUAUGGUAAUGGAAGUGUUAGCACAGGAAGAGAAGAGAAAUUCUACCUCUGGUUUGACCCAACAUUGCAGUUUCAUGAAUACAGCAUCCUAUGGAACAAUCAUCAUAUAGUGUUUCUAGUAGACAACAUACCUGUAAGAGAGGUUAUCCACAAUACUGCUACAGCUUCUGUUUAUCCAUCAAAACCAAUGUCAGUCUACACAACAAUAUGGGAUGCAUCACAGUGGGCAACUAAUGGAGGAAAGUACCCUGUCAACUAUAACUAUGCACCAUUUGUGGCAUCAGUUGGAGAGCUGGAACUGGAAGGCUGUAUAGUUCAUCAGAAGGAUUCAGCCCCAGCGUGUUCUCAGAGUAGCCUCUCAAGCUUAGACCCUGUGGAGGGAGAAGAGUUUGCCAAGCUAUCAAGGCAGCAGAUAACAGGGUUGGAUUGGGCUAGAGGGAAGCACAUGUUUUACUCAUACUGCAAAGAUACAUCCAGGUAUAAAGUCCUUCCACCAGAGUGCAGAAGAUAG